AUGGCCUGUAUCGAUAUAAACGAGGAAUUGAUCAAACAGGAGCAUAACUCCCCUAAAGCAGCUCUAUGGCUAGAGAAAGGCAAGGAUCGUUACCAAGUCUGUGAGUUAUCGCAAGGAUGGCGACAGCAACCGCUUAACUUGUUCUUCGAAAAGAAACUCAACGUACGCUUAUUUGUGGUCGGCAACGCUUCCAUCUAUAUCUACGGUUAUCGUUUAAAAAGUACCGAGGAAGAAGAUUGUCUUAGCGCGGAAGAUGAAGAUUAUUCCUCCCCUGCUCCGAAUAACAACAGUCCCCUGGGAAAAUACUGUCACAUCAUUGAUACGACGUGUUAUACAAUAUCUGAUGACGAUGGUUCAAGUCUGGCUUCGGCAUCGUCCUUUGCAUCGUCUAAUUCAAAUUCAAAAUGUGGGUAUACGACUGAAUCGACACCUCGAUCGGUGUCGCUCGGCUCCUCAACAUCUAAUGAAAGUCCGGCCUGUUUAAACGUGAGUUAUCGCCCUUGUUGUUGCGUAUUCUUCCAGGAGGAGGACGUGACUUUCGCUUGUUUUCCUUUCUCUCUCCAAUACAAUUACCACAAUGCCGAUCAAUGCGUCUGUGUAGCCAUCACAUUACAACGUCCACCCGACCAUCACCCAACUGCAAAAGUUACAAACAUUACUACGUACACACGAAAGCGAAUAAAUAAGCAUCCGGCGUCGAUCCUCCUUGGGUUACAACAGUCUGUCUGUUCCUAUCUAUCUAUCUAUCUAUCUAUCUAUCUAUCUGUUCAUAUCUAUCUGCCGCGAUCUGUUCAUCUCUCUCUCUCUCUCUCUUUCUCUCUCUCUUUCUCUCUCUCUCUAUCUAUCUCUCUAUCUAUCUGUCUGUCUGUCUGUCUGUUUGUCAGUCUGUUUAUAUCUAUCUAUCAAUCUAUCUAUCUCUCUAUUUGCCUGUCUGUCUGUUCAUAUCUAUCUGUCUGUGUUAUAUAA
Messenger RNA from Acanthosepion pharaonis, 966 nucleotides. The record is from the annotation of a GenBank genome assembly. NCBI's taxonomy places the organism in Eukaryota, Metazoa, Mollusca, Cephalopoda, Sepiida, Sepiidae.